Messenger RNA from Amphimedon queenslandica, 1406 nucleotides. Its product is annotated as rab3 GTPase-activating protein catalytic subunit-like. Gene Ontology annotation, molecular function: GTPase activator activity. Bases 64 to 777 code for a protein of 237 amino acids. Lineage: Eukaryota; Metazoa; Porifera; Demospongiae; Haplosclerida; Niphatidae. Gene Ontology annotation, biological process: positive regulation of GTPase activity. The record is from RefSeq and is a predicted model, not a curated record. The transcript is spliced from 12 exons.
UAUUAGAAUACAAAAUGUCUGAUGAAACUGAUGAUGAACUCUUUGAGAUAACAGAUUUUACUAAUGCCUCCCCGUGGGAAAGUUUUGUCUCCACCAUUGAAGACAUAUUGCAACAGUGGGGCCUCACUGCAUCCACUUAUUCAGCAGAUUCUGGUUAUUGGCCACAGCAUAGGAAGUCAGAGAAGCUCUCUUAUGUUGGACAUAAUUUCAAUGUUAGCCUCCACGUGUCUGGUGAGAAGAAACAACCGACAAUCAGAUGAGGAUUGGCCUGAUGCUAUGGUACAUAUGAUGGAUUCAUCAAGUGAUUUCCCUCCAAGAGCUCAUCAUCAUAUCUCUAGAUGGUAUGGUGUUGAUCAGUUUAUAUUGAUAUCUCCUGAUGAGAAGAGUCAUGCAAUAUCAAGUGAAGCUCAGUCCAAACUAUUACUCAGUUCAAUAUCUCUGGCUGUAGCUAACACUGGAUGUACAUUGCCUAUAUUCAUUCAGAUACAGAAGAAUUGGCGUCACAUGUUUAGCGGACAGUGUGAGGGGUGUGGUCUCCGUACGUGUUUUGAAAUGAUACAUUUGAGACAUAUUCCACCUCACUUUAGUCACCUCUCAGGACUACUGAACUUAUUCCAAUCAAAACUGACUAACAUAAGACACUGGAAUGUGGAGGAUUGGCCAGUGAAUCCACUCUCAUCUGGUGAUGGCAGUGAUUCUUUCCUUAUUCUGCCAGUGCAGGAGCAAGUUCUGAUCCUAUACAGGAGAUUCAUCUUUGUGCUGUUUGGCCUCUACUAACUGAAUUAACAGUCACUGACAAUGAAACUAAUUCGUAAGUUGAUGUGUAGUGUUGUUUACUUAAUGCAAUGCUGUUAUUUUAUAUUAAAGAGGAUUUGAUCCAUUCAGUGCACCUAAAUGGAGCAUCAGGACACAGUUACUUGAUAAUCCAGGAUUAUUACUGAAUGAGAGGUUGUGCUUAUUUUAAAGAAUUGCUACAGAUCUGAUACAUUCACUAACUUAUUAGGCAACAAAUUACUUCAAGAAGACAUAUACAAUCCUGCUGUAGGUAGCAGUGAUUUCUCUCAUGCUCUUACUAAACUGACUAGUCCGAGUAGUCUGAGUACACUCUCCUCUGUUAGGUACUCAACUAGUAAGAAGUUAGAGUUUGGAUCUGAAUUUGAGCCAAUUACUGGUUCAGAAAGAGAUGAAAUACUUGAGUGACUGUGUGUUUCCUGAAAGAAGUUGCUUGAGGGAAGUGGUAUUCCAGGAAUGCAGGCUAUGUUCACUUAAUUCUUGAGGAACAAAAUAUUGAAUAGUUUCUGAAAGGAAUGUUCUAGUACAUUUACAAGUGUUGAAUCUUUGCUAUAGUUUGUUUAUUGAUAGAAAGUUUGAAAAUUUGAAUAAACUUGUAUAAACUAAAGUGUAAA